ACGGUACCUUUUGCUCAGCUCACCUGAACCAGAGGACAGUUCAUGAUGAAACUGCUCGCUUACACCCUGUGUCUUUGCCUAGCCUUUACUCUGUCAUGGGCUCAGCCAAAGAAGCAUCAUCAUGCACAUGCUGCUCGUGACCGUUGUGAAGGCCUUGAGAUGGAUGCUGUUGCUGUGAACGAAGAGGGGAUUCCUUACUUUUUCAAGGGCGACCAUUUGUUCAAGGGCUUCCAUGGCAAGGCAGAGCUGUCUAAUGAGUCUUUUGCUGAGUUGGAUGACCAUCACCACCUGGGCCAUGUAGAUGCUGCUUUCCGUAUGCACUACGAGGAUGAUCCCACCCACCAUGACCGCAUGUUCUUCUUCCUGGACCACAAGGUGUUCAGCUACUACCAACACAAGCUGGAGGCUGGCUACCCUAAGAACAUCAGUGAAGUCUUCCCUGGAAUUCCCAACCACCUGGAUGCUGCCGUGGAGUGUCCAAAGCCAGAGUGUGAUGAAGACUCUGUCAUCUUCUUCAAGGGAGACGACAUUUACCACUACACAGUCAAAACUAAGGCUGUAGACGAGAAAGAGUUUAAGUCCAUGCCAAACUGCACAUCUGCUUUCCGUUUCAUGGAACACUACUACUGCUUCCAAGGACACAUGUUCUCCAAGUUUGACCCCAAGACUGGUGAGGUGCAUGGCAAAUAUCCCAAAGAGGCACGCGACUACUUCAUGAGGUGCUCCAAGUUCAGUGAAAGUAGCGACCAUGUGGAGAGAGAGCGCUGCAGCCGUGUGCACCUGGAUGCCAUCACAUCUGAUGAUGCUGGAAACAUAUAUGCCUUCAGAGGCCACCAUUUCAUCCGUAAAGACGAGGGCAGUGACGAACUGAAGGCUGACACCAUCGAGAAGGCCUUUAAAAAAGUGCACAGUGAGGUUGAUACUGUUUUCACUUAUCAGGAUCAUCUCUACAUUAUCAAGGAUGACCAAUUAUUUGUUUACAAAGUUGGUGAGCCACACACCCUCCUGAACGGUUACCCCAAGCCUGCAGAAAAAGAGCUGGGCAUUAAAGGCCCCUUUGAUGCUGCAUUUGUCUGCAAGGACAUCGCUCACAUCAUUAAAGGUCAGCAAAUGUACGACGUGGAUAUGAAGGCAAGCCCACGUGUUGCAAGCAAUCCACUACCAGUUCCCCUUUUCAAGAAGGUGGAUGCUGCUAAAGAGAAUUCUCAACAUUCCUUUGCCGAACUACUUUUCCACACCCUAUCCUAUCACUUCUCUCCUCCGCUCUCCUGUAUGUCUAACCUUCCACCCCCUCCACCUCCUCCACAGUGUCUUGUGGACUGUGUUGUGCAGAGCUGUCAGUCCCUGGCUGGGCCUGCCAAGCAGCGCAUCCCGGUCAGAGGGGAGGCCAGGGCAAAUGGUCGGGGCGUCGUUGUGGGUCCAGCCGACCUCCCACCACUGAGCAGCGGACCCCCUCAACAGAUUGAGCCUCCAGCUGGCCGGCACGGGGCCCGCCAUGGUAAAAUUCUCACCCUGUCUUUAUUAGCUACAUUUGCAGAGGGAACUUUCCUGCCUGCUAAGGUCCACUGGGGCCCCAGGCACCAGCUCAGAGGCCUCCAGGGGCCAGAGGAGCCAGGCUGCACACUGUCGGUCUGCAGUCUGUUCUCCAGUUGUGACAGCGAACACAUCCUUAUGAUGACAAUUAGUGGCUGUUAG
Melanotaenia boesemani (Boeseman's rainbowfish) is the source of this 1695-nucleotide messenger RNA. RefSeq names its product hemopexin a (gene hpxa). Lineage: Eukaryota; Metazoa; Chordata; Actinopteri; Atheriniformes; Melanotaeniidae. The record is from RefSeq and is a predicted model, not a curated record. The transcript is spliced from 12 exons. The coding region runs from base 43 to 1695 and encodes 550 amino acids.